This is a messenger RNA of Bufo bufo (common toad), 563 nucleotides long. RefSeq names its product MYG1 exonuclease-like. Lineage: Eukaryota; Metazoa; Chordata; Amphibia; Anura; Bufonidae. The record is from RefSeq and is a predicted model, not a curated record. Gene Ontology annotation, cellular component: cytoplasm; nucleus. The transcript is spliced from 3 exons. The coding region runs from base 13 to 459 and encodes 148 amino acids.
UUUAAGAAGGCGAUGGAACUGGCAGGGACAGAGUUUGUGUCACGCUUGGACUUUUACCACCGUUCUUGGCUGCCGGCUCGAUCUUUGGUGGAAAAAGCCAUCAGACAGCGAUUACAGGCGGAUGGCAGUGGAGAAGUGGUGAUCUUGGCCCAAGGUGGAUGCCCAUGGAAGGAGCACUUAUUCCAAGUGGAAAAAGAAAUCAAUCUGGAGAAACAAAUUAAAUAUGUGAUCUAUCCAGAUCAGAGCGCUAAGUGGAGGGUGCAGUGUGUUCCCACAGGUCCCAACACCUUUCAGAAUCGGCUUUCUCUACCAGAGGAUUGGCGUGGUCUUCGAGCAGAUGAUCUCUCCUCCAUUAGUGGCAUUCCUGGUUGCAUCUUUGUUCAUGCCAGCGGUUUCAUCGGUGGAAACGAGACACAGGAAGGUGCUCUGGAGAUGGCACGGAAAGCAUUGACGUCCUAGAGUUGUUACUACGUAGGAUACAGCCAACUGUACCAUUCAAUGCGGAAAAAUCUACAAUUUGUAUUUAUACCAUGUGGCAUCACUAAAUAUUUUUGUAUUGACCA